AUGCAAAACGGUGUUACAGUCGCUGGAGGACACGGAAAAGGCAAAGGACUCAAUCAGCUCGGUUCGCCGCAUGGUUUAUAUGUUGAUGAUGAUCAAACAAUUUAUGUUGCUGACUUUUUUAAUGCUCGUAUCGUAGAAUGGAAAGAAGGUGCAAUCCUUGGUCGAGUGGUUGCUGGCGGAAAUGGAUCAGGCAAUGGAACUCAUCAGUUAGACUGUCCACGAGAUGUACUUGUCGACAAAGAGACAAAUAGUCUUAUAAUCGCCGAUUACAAGAAUAGAAGAAUAGUACGAUGGUCUCGUAGAAAUAGUACGCGGGGAGAAAUAAUUAUCUCGAACAUCGAUUGUGUUGCUCUGACAAUGGACGAGAAUGGAUCUCUCUAUGUCACUGAUGUACAAAAAAAUGAAGUGAAACGAUAUCGAAGAAGAGAUUCUCAAGGAACAGUAAUUGCUGGUGGCAAUGGAUAUGGAGAUCGUCUCAAUCAACUCUCUCACCCUCGCCACGUAUUUAUCGAUCGAGAUCAUUCACUGUAUGUAUCUGAUUCGGGAAAUGCUCGUGUUAUGAAAUAUGAACAAGGUGCAAAAGAAGGAAUAGUUAUAGCUGGCAGUCAACAAAAAAGCAAUAGUUAUUCGUUGUCGUCAUUUCCUUCGGGAGUGGUUGUCGAUAAACUGGGUACUGUCUACGUAACUGACUAUGGGAGCUAUGGAAUACUACGUUUGCCAGAAAACGCUACGCAGGGAGAUGUAAUUGUUGGUGGAAAUGGUCAAGGAGGACAAUCGAAUCAAUUAAACUAUCCCGUGGAUUUAUCCUUCGAUCGAAAAGGUAACCUUUAUGUCGUCGAUUUUAAUAACCAUCGAGUACAAAAAUUUAAUAUUGAACAGACAAUAAAUUAA
Molecule: messenger RNA, 891 nt
Organism: Adineta steineri
Lineage: Eukaryota; Metazoa; Rotifera; Eurotatoria; Adinetida; Adinetidae
Source: the annotation of a GenBank genome assembly